AUGGGAAAUCAAGCUCGACAAGGAGGAAAUUAUGGUGGUAAUUAUGGGAAGAAUUGGCAAUCACACCCUAGCACAGGGUGGAACCAGAAUGAUAUUGCUCAAUCUAGUAGACCUCCUAUGCAAAGGCCCAACUUGUAUGACAGGCAGUCUAAAUUAGAAGAAACAUUGAAUCAGUUCAUGCAGGUCUCAAUCUCUAACCACAAGAGUACUGAAGCAUCUAUAAAGAAUUUGGAGAUUCAAGUGGGGCAGCUGGCCAAACAAUUGGCUGAAAAUUCUGGUGGAAAUUUUUCAGCCAAUACUCAUACUAAUCCAAAGGAGAAUUGUAGUGCAAUUACAACAAGAGGUGACAAGAGAGUAGGUGUGUUGGAGGAUGAGGAAGAGCAGCAGGAAAAAGAGAGCCAGCUAGCAAGAGAAUUGAAGAUGAAACCCAAGGUGUCUAGUACCAAGGAUAUGCCAUAUCCCCCAGCCCCAAGCAAAAAGGAUAAAGAGAAGCAAUUUGCACGUUUCAUGGAGCUUUUUAAGAAGCUUCAGAUCAACAUUCCAUUCUCAGAGGCAUUGGAGCAGAUGCCCACUUAUGCAAAAUUCAUGAAAGACCUCUUGACAAAGAAGAGAAAGUUCAUUGAGCAGGAGAUUAUUGAGUUGGAAGCGGGGUGCAGUGCCAUAAUUCAAAAGAACUUACCUCCCAAGUUCAAGGACCCUGGAAGUUUUACAAUUCCAAUCACUAUUGGGGACCUAUCAGUUGGAAGAGCACUGCUAGACUUGGGUGAAAGCAUUAACCUCAUGCCCUUGUCUAUGUUAGAUAGAGUUGGCCAAGUGGUAGUAAAACCGACCCGCAUGACUUUGCAACUGGCUGACCGAUCUAUCAAGUAUCCUUAUGGGGUGAUUGAAAACAUGCUCGUUAAAGUUGACAAAUUCAUAUUUCCAGCUGAUUUUGUGGUUAUGGAUAUGGAAGAAGACUCUGUUAUUCCUAUUAUCUUGGGGGGUCCAUGA
Messenger RNA from Cajanus cajan (pigeon pea), 990 nucleotides. RefSeq lists its product as uncharacterized. The record is from RefSeq and is a predicted model, not a curated record. NCBI's taxonomy places the organism in Eukaryota, Viridiplantae, Streptophyta, Magnoliopsida, Fabales, Fabaceae.